AUGGCCGAUUUCUACAUUCGUUACUAUGUCGGUCACAAAGGCAAGUUCGGUCACGAAUUUUUGGAGUUCGAGUUCAGGCCCGAUGGCAAGCUACGGUACGCUAAUAAUUCCAACUACAAGAACGAUACUAUGAUCAGAAAAGAAGUCUACGUGCACCCUUGCGUUAUGGACGAACUGAAGCGGAUCAUAAUGGACUCUGAAAUCAUGCAAGAAGAUGAUUCCUUGUGGCCUCCUCCAGAUAGAAUUGGCAGGCAAGAGUUAGAGAUUGUGAUCAAGGAUGAGCAUAUCUCGUUCACCACCUCGAAAACGGGAUCUCUUGUGGAUGUCAGUCAGUCAAAGGAUCCAGAGGGACUCCGUUGUUUCUACUACCUUGUUCAAGACUUGAAGUGUCUUGUGUUUUCAUUGAUUGGACUGCAUUUUAAGAUUAAGCCUAUAUAA
Messenger RNA from Acanthoscelides obtectus, 438 nucleotides. NCBI's taxonomy places the organism in Eukaryota, Metazoa, Arthropoda, Insecta, Coleoptera, Chrysomelidae. The record is from the annotation of a GenBank genome assembly.